CCAUGCAAUUCCAGCACUGGAAGCAAGAGCAGUAGAAGCACCCUGUCAGAGAGAGUGAUAAUACCAUGUCGAAGACGGAUAUAAUAGUAGCGAUUGAUAUUGGGAGCAGCAGUGUUCGCUGCUCUGCCUACAAGUUUGUUGAGGGAGAACGAGGCGACAAUGAGGAUCCGACGUUGUGCCAAGCAAUGGCCGGCUGCCGAACUUCCCGAUCCGUUCGGUCCGUGCAACCCAACACGGGAAAGAUCGAGGUGGGAGGGCACUCUCAAGAUGAUACCACCAGUCUGAUGGAUAAUCUGGACGAAUGCAUGGAUGAGUUGUUGCAAAUUUUGCGGAAAAAGGAUACCUUUCAAGUGGUGGCCAUUGGCUUUUCCUGCUUUGUAAUGAAUUUGGUGGGCGUUGAUGAUCGAGGUACUAUUGUGGGAGAUGCAGCCUCCAUCAGCUAUGCCUGCAAUGCACCAGAAGUUGCCAAGCAGUGCAAAAAUCUGAGAAUAAAAUUGAGUGAGGAAUCCAUAAAUCAAAUGUACCACGCCACCGGGGCGCCCAUCCAUAGUGCUUAUGCUCUUCCUCAGCUAUUGGAUAUCUAUGACACCAACAAUCCGCAAUACCAAUCCGUUCGAGCAUCCGUGCACAAAUGGCAAACCAUCCCCAGCAUCUGCUUGAGUCGCUGGGCAGGUGCGACAGUCUCUCCUAUAUCCUAUUCCGAAGCCAGUUGGACAGGAUUGCUCAACUUUCGAACUUGUCAGUAUGAACCAUCUGUGGUAGACCUAUUGCCGGAAUCCUGCCGGCAGUCGUUGCCGGAUUUGGCAGAUUUCUCGGACUUGACAAGCUACCCUUCCCUAGGGCGGGGCAUACAACAACAAAAGAGCUCCACAGGAAAUAGUAACCCGUACUGGGGUCGAUGGCCGGAAUUGAGAGGACCAACGGUAGAAACUAGGGGAUGCCGGCUAUUCUUGGGUUUGGGAGACGGAGCUUGUGCCAACAUUGGCAGCAAGUGCUCCACGGCAUCGCGAAUUGCUGUGACGAUCGGGACAUCCGCAGCAUCUCGGGUCUGUCUCCCUCUCCCUGUUACGACUGGAAGCAGUGAAUCAAAGGAUUCGAUCAAUGUUCCCAAGGGACUUUUCUGCUAUCGCAUCAAUCGGGAUCACGUUCUCCUCGGUGGAGCAUUGACGGAUGGUGGAAGCGUGGUCGAAUGGAUUUCCAACCUUUUGAAUCUCAAUGCAACAUCAGGAGCUUUUGAAGAGUGCAUGGCCCAGGUCAAGACACUCUUGGAAGAAGACUACAACUGUUAUGCACAACAAUCUUCCACAAAGCAAUCACUCACGGUGAUUCCCUUUCUCAGCGGCGAAAGAAGCACGGGGUAUCGUGUCGGUGCCACAGGGGCCAUUCUUGGUUUGACACGGGAGACAACACCAUCUCACCUGCUCAAAUCCAGUCUGGAAGGCGUGACACUACGCCUGAAUGCUGUUCUUGGUUUGAUCCGCAGUACAAUGACGAGCAGUCAGGAGCAACCUUGCGUGAUUGCGAGUGGCAAAGCAUUGGAGGUCAAUUCAUUGUGGAGACAGCUGAUUGCCGAUUGCAGUGGCAUGAAUGUGAUCAUGGACGGUGAUACAGAAGAAGGAACGAGUCGAGGAGUCGCCCUUGCGGUUGCCGUCGCCUUGGGAGAGAAGUCCUCGUUCAAAGACGAACCGCUUCACGUUCUGCACGAAUCUAGUCCAGAUCCAUCCGCCAAAGAUUACUGGGCACAUGCCACACAAUCUCAGGAAACGUUUCUUGAUACUAUCUCGCCGCUCUUUGUGUCGAGCAAAGAUUGACUGGCCUGGUGCAUCACACUCGCCAGCUACAAAUGAAUACUGAUCUAGCUAGUGAUACCGUAUCGAAUUGUAACCAGGAGCUCGGGAUUGUGAUUGUUUACUUGGUGUGGUGUCUGACGAUGAGGAGCUUGUGGAUGGGUACAUACGUGUACAUGAUUUCGCUAUUUCUUACUUUGUCGUAUCGAAAUAAAAGUGAUAACAUGGUGUCUAUAUGGUUU
Molecule: messenger RNA, 2029 nt
Organism: Seminavis robusta
Lineage: Eukaryota; Bacillariophyta; Bacillariophyceae; Naviculales; Naviculaceae
Source: the annotation of a GenBank genome assembly